This is a messenger RNA of Bombyx mori (domestic silkworm), 6505 nucleotides long. RefSeq names its product carbohydrate-responsive element-binding protein (gene Mondo). Gene Ontology annotation, biological process: regulation of transcription by RNA polymerase II. Gene Ontology annotation, molecular function: protein dimerization activity; DNA-binding transcription factor activity, RNA polymerase II-specific; RNA polymerase II cis-regulatory region sequence-specific DNA binding. The transcript is spliced from 17 exons. The record is from RefSeq and is a predicted model, not a curated record. Gene Ontology annotation, cellular component: nucleus. Lineage: Eukaryota; Metazoa; Arthropoda; Insecta; Lepidoptera; Bombycidae. Bases 169 to 3030 code for a protein of 953 amino acids.
UUGACAGUUAAUUUUGACAGCUACAUGGUGCAUAGUCGAAAAAAACAAUGUGUGAGAGUUAAAGUAAAAAUAUGACGAAGUCAAAAAGUUGAUGGAUUUUUGUUAUUUUACUUAGUUACUUAGUUAUAGUAAGAAUUUCAAAAAAAAAUCUUCCUUCAAGAAACCACCAUGAACCAGGUAGAAAAAAGAAUAGUGCGCUCAGAAAAGGAGACAAUACAUUCUGGGCAUUUCAUGAUAUCACAAUUUGAAGCAGAAGCUCAAGAUGAUUAUGACGACUUGGUAACCGUUCCUGACGAAGAACAAAAUACUCCGAAAGUGUCUGUAGUUGCCACAUAUACAGUGCCUGCAUCAAAAGUACCAUUUCCACCAAAUGAAAAGGAAGAACAUAAACAGCAUCAGCAACUUUCCAUCGAAGUUUCCCUCACUAAGUUAUUUAAAUGUAUGACUUUAGCAUAUAGACAAAAACUAACCUCACCAAAAUGGAAUCGUUUCAAAGGUAUAAAACUACGUUGGAAGGACAAAAUCAGGUUGAACAACGUCAUAUGGAGAUGCUGGCACAUGCAAUUCAUAAAGAAACAGAACACUUUGGUCUGCCAGUUUGCAUCGCCAUUAGAUGUUGACACCCACGUGAAACCAGAGACAACGAUAUUGGAAGGAAAAUAUUGGAAACGUCGCGUUGAAGCAGUCAUAGCAGAAUACAAAAAAUGGCGAAAAUUUCACAUAAUGCGUCUCCUUGGCAAGGGAGAUACCUCUGUCCAAGACACGAUAGCGGAUAUGGACACAGCGGAAUCACAAUGCAGCGAUCUCGCAGGGAAUAUGCUCACGGACGAGGAUUACCUUAACUUCAUGACGGACACAUUGUUUUCUACCAUCACCAACCAUCAACCGUUCGCGUUUCCAGAUUGCAGGGAAAUCGCAAAAGGGGCAAGUUUAGCAGACUUCAUUCAACCUAGUUUAGGCCCAUUGCAACCUAAUCUAGACGAUUUUAUGGACACAUUAGAACCCCUUCAAGGAAUUUCAGAGUUUUUAACGUCGUCUCGUUUGCCGCCUGUGCCGGAAGAGUCGACGCUGCCGUCCGAAGAUUUACUAUAUAGGAGUGGGAUGUCAGUGGAGUCGUACAAUACUCGAAGUUUCAUAACGGAGAUGCAAAACUCCACAGUCGCGACCAUGCCCACUAGUCAAAUGGCUAUACACGGUAAACAGAACUGCAGUGGUACGAGUAACAAUAGUCAAAUGAUGCAGAUCUCCGAGCAAAGUAUAAAAAAUGAGCAGCUACGUAUGUACGAUAACAAUCGUCUGUUUGCGCAGACAGACAUGCAGAAUAGCUUGAUUAGCACACAGGAAAUGCUGUCUUCAUUCCAAACGGUCGGCUACGAUCAGCACGCCACCCAACAGGCAGAUUCCCAAAUACAAGCGAGUGUGUACACGGGGAAAACAAACAGAAUGCAAUAUGUGAAUACGCCGAAAGCUCCAGUGGAACCCAACUACAAUAAAUAUAGUGCAGCUAUACCCCCCUCUCAGACGGCCCCCGAAACUGUAUCCCUAUUGCAGCAACCGGUGCAGAAUUCAAAGUAUGCUUCGACGAUCGUAAUACAAGGGAGAAGCGGAUACAACCGUGAUAAGCCUAGGUCAAGAGUCGGCCAGUAUCAAAUGCAAAAUAGUCAAUAUCACGCGUACGGGCAGCCGUCGAGCCAGCCGGCCCCGUCUCCCGUGUCUCCGCAGAGCUACGAGGCGCGCCCGGCGGCCGUCCGCCAGCCCGCCGCGCAGGUACAGUACCUGCAGCCGAACCCUGCGGACUCGUACAAAGGGAAGGCCGCCUCGCCAUCUGGAAACCCUCGGUCGUUUAAGAUGCCUUCCCCGCCGGCGUCCGUCGCCCCUCAGCAGGUGCCAAUGCAACAAAGUGACGGAUCGACUAGCACAAGUAGCUCCCGCAGCAGUGGAAAGGAACAGUACAGAUCGCACAGCUUGCCGCUGGGUGCGCAGCUCAAUCCCGAUUGGACGGUGUCCGCUCCGCCUGCACCUGCUCCCUCGACUUCCGAAACCUGCGCUUCUAAGCAUGCCGCUCGGGCUCGCGAGCCGUUACCGGGUGCGAUACGCAUGCGGUCCCGCUCGACGUCGGGCGGUAGCGGCGGCGUGCAGUCAGAGGGGGGCGGGCCCCCGCCGCGCCGCGCGCACCCACCGCCGCUCAGCACCGCCGCCUCCGAGCCCACGCUGCCCCACGCUAGCGUUAUGCUCGCGCACCUCCUCUCCGCCCGACACUCUCAAAGUUUAUACAAACUUAAUAGUAAUGAAGAUGUUGCCGGGAGCUCCGAUCCCACCAAGUCCCCGAUUAGAAGGGGACAACCGUCUCCGAUCGGUAGUGACGUCAUGUCGCCCCUUCCAUCGGUGUCGCCGCCGACGUCCCCUGGCUCGCCGCGCCGUACUCACCUCCACGCCGAACAAAAGCGCCGCUACAAUAUCAAGAACGGAUUCGACACGCUGCAGGCCCUCAUACCGCAUCUCAACGUCAACCCCGGCGCUAAGAUAAGCAAGGCGGCCAUGCUGCAAAAGGGCGCCGAAUACAUCAAGCAACUGAAGGCGGAACGGAAUCAGUUGAAAGAGGAAAUGGAGAGUUUGAGACAACAAAUCGAAUGUUUACACAAUUCGAUUUCCAACUGCCACUCGCUGCUGCCGGCGACGGGCGCCCCGGUGUCGCGGGCGCGCGCCGGCCGCCUGCGGGAGAUGUUCGCGCGGCACGUGGCCAACCGGACCCUGCACAACUGGAAGUAUUGGCUCUUCAGCGUGGUGUCGGCGGCGCUGGUGGAGUCGUUCAGCGCGUGCGUGUCGUGCGGCAGCGGCUCCGACCUGGUGCGGACCACGCUGCUCUGGGCCGAGCAGCACUGCUCGCUCGUGGAGAUGCGCCCCGCGGUGUUGAACUCCCUGCGCGUGCUGUGCACGACGACGGACAUCCUCACGAACCCCGAGCGGCUGCCAGACGAGGCGCGCGCCGCGGUCGCCGCCGGCGCCGCCGUCAAGACAGAACCCUCGUAACCAGACCGGGCAGCCUUAACCCGUCUCUACUGCUCUUUGUAAUUAGGGUAACACGUACUAUUGUUAGCGCCUCCUAGUGAUAGGACUGACCCAGACUUUGAAAACCACGAAAUAGGGGUGGGUAGCUUGUGAAGGUUUUAUGCGAUUUAGAAAAAUAUUUUUGGCAACAACGACUUUAAAAAAAGAGGAAUACAUAAUGAACACUUGAAAUGAACAUUUAAAAUAAAUUGAAUGAAGUAAUUAAUGCAUGUCUUGUUAAAAAUUUUAAUUGCUAACUAAUUGUUGUAAAGAUUUCUAUAUUUUUGAAUUUCAUAUCAUUUUUGUAAAAAAUAAAUGUACGCGUACAGAUUAUAUACAUGGACGAAUUAGUAGCUUAUGGAGCGGUAGGGAAUCCUGCUUCGCGUUCCCUUUGCACUAGUCAGUGUUACCAACGUCUAUACUGCAUUGUUUCUCGAGAAAAUAUUAUUAAAAUGUGUCCACUAACUAACGUGGAUUUUUCCUAAUUUUUGGGGAAAAUCCGCAAGUUGUUACAAGUCAUCUUAGAGCACUUGACGCAAUGAAACCUUAUCUUCCUGUAUAUAGCACUCUUUUCAUUUCCCACGCGUAAUGGGAGCCCGGAUUUUCUUUAAAUUUGUCCCAUUAUUUUUAUUUAACUAUAUUUUCCUCUAUUUUCCUUUAACUUUUUUUUCCCUUUAACAAGUGACAUUUUGAAUUAAAAACGUUUCAAACUUAAAUACUGUUGGGGCUUGUUGCGCUUUUUCCGAAAUACAAUUACCGUGCCGAAAAAAAUUUAUUAUUGUUUUUUAAUUUAUUCUCUUUGUCAAUUUUUAACAUUCUUACUCAGUUCCGGUCCGCCUUCGCUCCACACACGGCGAUCAGCUGAUAAAAACGUUACAUUAGAUUUAUUUUCGAUUUGUUUUAUUGCGUAAAUGUUACCUUAGUUUGUAAUUUAAAAAUAAAAAAUAAAAAAAUCAGUCUAAUCGCCGACGUGCCUGCGGUGUUUAUUUAAUAUAUAUUUUUAGUAGUUUUCAUUGAGUCGUAAAAAUUUUGAAAACAACAAGAUAAAAUUGAAAAAAAUAUUAUUAUCGUACGAUUACUCAAAUGUACACGAGAUAGAUUCAAGUAUAUUUUUAGUAGUUGGAUAUUGCACGCAUUUAUUGUGCGGAACAACACAUCACUUUGAAUACAAAUUUGUGGCCUUAAAAAGUGCCUUCGACGUACCUAAAAUAUAGUGUAUAUGUACAAAGCUUCUGUAAAGUUAGUCAACCAAAGAUUAAAGCAGAAAGUUCAUCAUUAACUUCAGCCCGUCCUGUCCGAAUACUUGAAAUUCAAUUUGUAGAUCGUAAGCGAAAUGAAUUUACUUUGUGGUCAUAUCGAGAUUUGUAUUUUAAAUUUACGUAAUCUAAGUAUAUCUACGUGUAAGUACGUACUUUAAGGAUAUAUUUUUAUAUUGUGCGAAGACACAAGUGUUUUUUUUUUAAAACAACAUAUAUAUAAAUUGGUGCCAACGUAAAUAUUGUUGUAAUUUGUUAUGUAGUGAUAUAUAAUUUUACGUUUUAUCGUUGAUUCUGGUAGCACGUUGUGUUUGACGACGCUCCUCUGCGCGUUCGUGUGAGCUUUAAAUGAGUUAUGUGCAAUUGUUGUUCUAUGGGAAAUACAGUUUUGAAAAAAAAAAAAACAAAAAAUUGUUUUUUAUUUAUUUUUUUAUUUUCAUGGUCAAAACUUUAUUAAGUACAUAAAUAAGUAGAAAUAUUUAUCAACAUUGAUUGUCUCAGUCUCGUCGUAAUAAUUCUCCCACAGCUAUGUGUAUAAUUCUUAUGAACAUGUUUGACUGCAGUCUACUGUUGAAUUUCUAUUCGUACUUUUUUUGUGAUUGAAUGAUUCUCAACAACUGGGCCGCACCAAAAUUAUUAAACUAUUUUAAAUUGUACUAUAGGUAACUACAUAAACGGCUUUUAAUUACUUUUUUUUUGAGUGCCGCUAAUUUUUGACAAUAACUAACUGGUCUAGAAUGAUAAUUUCAGUAAAGCUGAUAAUGUCAAAUUAUCUAAUACCUCUUAACAUAGAAGGAGCUUGUCAACUAAAACCGCAAUGAGGGUUAAAUUUUACUUUUUUCCUAGCGCAAGUGAAGUGAAAACGACUUACAUCAUUUAUUACUAAAUAUAAUAUUAUUAUAGAUUUUAUUAGAUGCAUAUUGAGUUAGAAAAAAGUGCAUGCUCUAAAUGUGCCAUGCAAUGACAUUUGUGACCUGGUAACACUGUUGUACCAAACGUUUCAGUUUUAUUGACAAAAGGACUACGGUCUAGGGUUGGCAUUUGGGCUUUAAAAAAAUGAUUUACUUCACAUUUAAAUUGGGGAAUUAAUAGAAAAUCAGCAAUUUACUUGUCUCGGUCGCAAGCGUCAACAUGUUUCUAUACGUUAAUGUCACAUAGUCUAUGACGGUCUGUAGCGAACUCUUUAAUACAGCGUUUUUUUGUUAUGGAUUAAAAUCCUGAAAACUCAACAUUGACAAUUCUGUGAACAUAAUGACCAUUUACCGAAUGAGAGCGUGCGAGUAUAUUCAGAUUCCAGAAUAUUCUUUAAUAUGUAUAACCGUGCCAACCAAUCUGUGUUCUUCAUAAAAAAAAAUGGCGCACGUUGUCUUUGUUAUCUGCCGUUCAAUGUUAGUUUAAGUUCAUAAUUACUAAGCCAUACUCAUUCGCAUCAAACAAUCGUAACUGAAAAUCUCUUGAAAUUAUUUUAUGUGAGCGCAAAGACAAAAAGGUAUGAUAUUCUCAUUUAAACUCAUCUUAAUACAUAACUAAUGAGAACUGUAAACUCCAAUUGUACUGGCAAACUCAAAAAUGUGAGAUAAACAGAAAAAAAACCUUAUUGCUAAAACUUUUCUGUAUCCCCGAAAAUGUUUAUCCAAAAUUUCAUGAUAACUACUUAAAAGUAAUUAAAACGUAACAAACAAAGAAACUAUCGCAUUUGUAGUAUUAAACUAUGGAUUAUGUGGGUAUAGAUGCGUAGGGCUGUGAACAAUAAAAUUGUUGUUCAAUAAAUUUAAAUUGGUCCGGGAGUUGUGUGUUGUCAGACGUGCGUGUGCGCGGCGGCGAGCAUGCGGGCGAGGCGUGAGACCGGCCGCGACAGCAGCGGGCCCACCUCGCCCUGCUCCACCACGCGACCCUCCUCCAGUACGACGGCGCGGUCGUACCCGCGCACUGACGAUAUGCGAUGCUGAAAAAUUAAUCGAGAAUAUCUCACUAUAAACUCUUGGAGGCGCUCGGGAAGCUGUUAUUUAACCCCACUCUUGGCUGAGCCUUUGCUCGUCCACCUGUUCUGGUGAAAGUGGAAAGGCCACCAGUAAUUCUUCAAUCAUAAAAAAAAAACAGUAAACAUAAGAAAACUGAUAUAAACUGAUUAUAAUUUGUUUAGUUUUAUGAACUAAAUUUUAUCAAAUUCAAUGAUAAUAGAAAUAAAUAAUUUUGAUCCA